Messenger RNA from Elephantulus edwardii (Cape elephant shrew), 1008 nucleotides. It is a transcript of the gene MCUB, whose product is annotated as coiled-coil domain containing 109B. The transcript is spliced from 8 exons. NCBI's taxonomy places the organism in Eukaryota, Metazoa, Chordata, Mammalia, Macroscelidea, Macroscelididae. Gene Ontology annotation, cellular component: uniplex complex; mitochondrial inner membrane. The record is from RefSeq and is a predicted model, not a curated record. Gene Ontology annotation, molecular function: calcium channel inhibitor activity. Gene Ontology annotation, biological process: mitochondrial calcium ion homeostasis; calcium import into the mitochondrion.
AUGCUCCUGAGGGGAGGUCCCAGGCCGUGGCGCCUGCCGCUGCUGCCAACUCCCGGGACCAGGGGCCGCGCGAACCCGCCGAGGCGCAACCCCCAGAUUUUUUGUGGGAAGCUAUGUGAAAAUCUGAAAUACCCUCUCUCAUCCCUUUACAGUACAGUGGUGCCAUCUGAUGAAAUUAAAGUUAAUUAUAGAUACGGCCUUCCUUUAAUAACGCUCCCUUUGCCAUCCAGAAAUGAGCGAUGCCAAUUUGUAGUCAAACCAAUGUUAUCAACAGUUGGUUCAUUCCUUCAGGACAUACAAAAUGAAGAUAAAGGGGUCAAAACUGCAGCCAUCUUUGCAGCAGAUGGCAGCAAGAUUUCAGCUUCAACUUUAAUGGGAAUUCUACUAAUGAAUGAUUUUAAACUUGUCAUCAAUAAAAUAACAUAUGAUGUACACUGCCACAAGCAAGAAAAUCUGAGUAGUGAGCAUGCUACUGAGAUGGAAACCAUGAUGUCUUUGGUUCACAGACUGUUUACAGCCAUACAUUUUGAUGAAUAUCAGAAAAAGAAAGAGAACUAUUUACUGGAGAAAAUUGACCACCUGAAGAAAGAGCUGCAGCCCUUUGAACAGCUGAAAACUAGAAUUGAAGGUCGCUCUGAAGCCAGAAUCAACAGACUCCUAUGGACUGGCUUAGCGCUGCUGUCCGUGCAGGGCGGGGCACUGGCUUGGUUCACAUGGUGGGUGUACUCCUGGGACAUCAUGGAACCAGUUACUUACUUCAUCACAGUUGCAAAUUCCAUGGCCUUUUUUGCAUACUUUCUAGUCACUCGACAGGAUUAUACUUACAAAGCUAUUAGUAGUAGGCAGUUUCUUAACUUCUUCUAUAAGAAAUCAAAGCAAGAACGUUUUGAUGUGGAGCAAUACAACAAGUUAAAAGAUGACCUUGAUAAGGCUCAAGAAGCCCUGAGACGUGUACGCCGUCUUCUCUAAAAUCGAUUGCCAUUGGAGGAACUCAAUGACAAGAAUUAA